AUGGUCGACUUCGCCAUUCCACAACAUUACACCAACUCCCCGUCCUCAUUGAGUGGCACUCCCCAUUUGACCAUCAAUCGAGACAUCAAUGCUAUCGAUCUCGAUUCCAGCAAUGCAUUCGAAGGACCGGAAAAGCUUCUAGAAGUAUGGUUSUCUCCCACGGAGAAAUCCCUUCCGGCCUCUGCUUCGCCGCUAGGCUUGAAGGCAGUCUCGCAGGAUUCAUGGAAGGAAAUGCUUGAUCUUGUCAAUUGCAAGGUCUUGUCCGUCAUCGAGUCUCGCAAUGUCGAUGCUUAUCUGCUCUCCGAGUCGAGCAUGUUUGUGUUCCCGCACAAGCUUGUGUUGAAAACUUGCGGUACCACGACCUUGCUCUGUGGACUUCCACGCAUGCUGGAGAUCGCCGCACUCGAAGGUGGAUUCCCGCACAUCAAGGCCGGCCUGCCAGAAGGAUCUAUCGCGGCAGCGACUCCUCAUCGCGUCUUCUACAGCCGUAAGAACUACUUGUUCCCAGACCAGCAGCGUGGUCCUCACCGUAGCUGGCGUGACGAAGUUCGAUACCUUGACAGAAUGUUUCUGGGUGGAAGUGCGUACAUGAUUGGGAAGAUGAACGGGGAGCAUUGGUACUUGUACAUUACAGGUCCGGGAACGCAACUUACUCCGCCCGGCACGCCCAUUGAGGAUACCUUCCAGACCCCGACCAAACAAAUGGUGCUUCCAGACAAGACCAGAGGCUUGCAGUCCGAGGAGCCGGAGGAUGAAACGCUUGAGAUUCUCAUGACUGACUUGGAGGAAGUCAAUGCUCGCCAGUUCUAUCUGGAGGAUGCUAGCGAGAUUGCCCAGGACAACGUACGUCGCGCUCACUUGGCUCGUAAAGACGCCAUUGGCCACCUUGGYGUUAUCCCCGAGGGCAAUGAUUCCUCCACUAGCAUCUCUGGGAACACCCUCGUCAGUGGAGGCAGCCACGAUGACGAUUCCAGCUUCGACGUCUUCGCCCAGACCUCCGAUGAGCAUUCUGGACUUAGCUCCGACUCUGAAGAAGAGCCGCUAUCUUUCGCGGAGGAAUUGAGCACCGAGGGCCACGCACUGGGAACGGUCGUGACAGAAUCUUGCGGCCUGGGCGAUCUGUACCCGACCACCAAGUACCCAGAUGCUCGCAUUGAUGCGUAUUCUUUCAUGCCCUGUGGCUACUCGGCCAAUGGUGUCGUUCCUAUGCCUGGUGAUGGCGACUCGACGAGCUACUGGACUGUGCAUGUCACUCCCGAGCCGCACUGCUCGUACGCCAGUUUCGAGACCAAUGUACCCACUCGUCACACUGGUCGUGAGACUGUCGACGUGGUUCAACAGGUCGUCGGGAUCUUCAAGCCUGGCCGCUUCAGCGUCACUCUAUUCGAGGCCAAGGAUGGAGAUGAGACUGGAUACGCCAAGAAGGACAAGCGUAUGGACUUUGUCAAAGGCUACCGUCGCGUGGAUCGCAUCGUUCAUGAUUUGGAAGGAUAUGAACUCAUCUUCCGCUACUUUGAACGUGAAGAUUGGAAGGGAGGAGCUCCUCGGCUUGGCGAGCACAGCCCAUGA
This is a messenger RNA of Ramularia collo-cygni, 1569 nucleotides long. RefSeq names its product probable S-adenosylmethionine decarboxylase (spe-2). Gene Ontology annotation, cellular component: cytosol. The record is from RefSeq and is a predicted model, not a curated record. Gene Ontology annotation, molecular function: adenosylmethionine decarboxylase activity. The coding region runs from base 1 to 1569 and encodes 522 amino acids. The transcript has a single exon. Gene Ontology annotation, biological process: spermidine biosynthetic process; spermine biosynthetic process. Lineage: Eukaryota; Fungi; Ascomycota; Dothideomycetes; Mycosphaerellales; Mycosphaerellaceae.